AUGUUCAAACCUAAAAAUAAUAAUAAUAGUUAAUCAGAAUUAAAAUAACAAUCUGAAUCUAAUAAAUAAUAAUAAACAGAAAAAUAAAACAAUUUUGAAAAAAAAUAAUUGUAAAAAGCUAAAAUUAAUAAAAAAUAAAAAAAUGAAUCAAUCAAAUCAAACUCAAACUAAAUUAAUGAAGAUUUGGCUUUCUUAGAAUCUCUUAUAAAAAAUAACAAAGAACUGGAAAAAAAAAGCAAUACUGUGAUAGUGUUAGAAAAGAAAUCUGAUGAGAACUAGAAUAUACUAGGGCCAGCUUAUAGUGAAGGAAUAAAACUUGUGAAAAAUAGAUUCCAAGACAAUUCUGCAAUAAGAUUACUAGGAAAUUGGCAAGAAGGUUAAACUUAAUAAACAUAACCUCCUACUAUAAGGAUUGAUGAACAAUUCCCAGAAAAUGAAUAUCCUAUUGGUGAAAUUCAAAAUUACCAAAAAGAUUAAGCUUUUAGAACGAGUUCAGCUGAAUUAAAAGAAAAGGAUAAACUGAUGGAUAGCUAGAUUAAAUGCUUAAGAAAAGCUGCAGAAUGUCACAGGUAAGUUCGUAAAUACUGUCAACAGCUAAUAAGACCUGGUAAAAAAUUAAUUGAUAUAUGUGAAUCAAUAGAAGAAAUGAGUAGAUUCCUUGUCAGAGAGAAUGGUUUAGAUGCAGGAAUUGCUUUUCCAACAGGUUGCUCUCUAAAUAAUAUUGCUGCUCACUAUUCUCCAAAUAAUGGUGAUAUUACAACAAUAGAAUAUGAUGAUGUUUGUAAAAUUGAUAUAGGAGUAUAAGUUGAAGGUAGAAUAAUUGAUAGCGCUUUUACUGUUGCCUUUAAUCCAAAAUAUGAUAAACUUUUGGAAGCUGUUAAAGAAAGCACAAAUGUUGGAAUUAAGGAAGCUGGCAUAGAUGUAAGGAUUCCAGAUAUCGGUGCUGCAAUUUAAGAAGUCAUGGAAAGCUAUGAAGUUGAAAUAGAUGGAAAAAUUUAUCCUGUUAAGCCUAUUAGAAAUCUAUGUGGUCACUCAAUAGAAUACUAUAGGAUACAUGGUAAUAAGAGUAUCCCUUGUAUUAAAUCUGGACCUAACGUUAAGAUGGAAGAAGGUGAGUAAUAUGCAAUAGAGACUUUUGGAGUCAUAAAUGGUAAAGGAAUUGUAUAUGAAGAUGGUGAGUGCUCUCAUUAUAUGAAGGAUUUUGAAAAAACUUCUGUGCCUAUAAGAUAACCUAAAGCUAAAGCUUUACUGAAAUUUAUAGAUCAAAACUUUGAUACACUAGCUUUUUGUAGAAGAUGGUUAGAUAGAGGAGGCUAGAAUGGGCAUAUUAUAUCUCUGAAAUAAUUAUGUAAUGCUGGAAUUAUAAAUGCAAUUCCUCCACUUGUUGAUAUCAGAGGUUCAUAUGUAGCUUAAUACGAGCAUACAUUAAUACUUAAACCUUCUCAUAAAGAGGUUAUCUCUCGUGGAGAUGAUUUUUGA
This is a messenger RNA of Tetrahymena thermophila SB210, 1479 nucleotides long. Its product is annotated as type II methionine aminopeptidase. The record is from RefSeq and is a predicted model, not a curated record. Gene Ontology annotation, molecular function: metalloaminopeptidase activity. Gene Ontology annotation, biological process: proteolysis. The transcript is spliced from 4 exons. NCBI's taxonomy places the organism in Eukaryota, Ciliophora, Oligohymenophorea, Hymenostomatida, Tetrahymenidae.